Alternaria postmessia is the source of this 1179-nucleotide messenger RNA. RefSeq lists its product as uncharacterized. Lineage: Eukaryota; Fungi; Ascomycota; Dothideomycetes; Pleosporales; Pleosporaceae. Gene Ontology annotation, molecular function: oxidoreductase activity; FMN binding. The transcript has 3 exons. The record is from RefSeq and is a predicted model, not a curated record. Bases 1 to 1179 code for a protein of 392 amino acids.
AUGGCAGAGAACAUGUCAAAGUCUCACGAUCCAACAGACCCACUCCUGUCUGCUUACAAAGCAUGGGGAAAAGGAGGAUGGGGUGGUAUUAUAACAGGCAAUGUGAUGAUCGAUGAGCGCUGGCUUGGAAACGCCCUCGACGUUUCAAUCAACCCCACUACUGAUCCAAAAGUCAUUGCGCAAUGGCGCAGAUACGCAGAGGCAUGCCGUGUCGAAGGUGCCCCAGCUAUCGUUCAACUAAAUCACCCCGGCCGCCAAAGCCCUCUUGGAGCUGGUAGCAAAGGUCUUUUCGAGAAGAAUAUUGCACCCAGCCCUAUUCCAUUGAAGUUCGAGGACAACAUCUGGGCACGUACUGCACAAAAAAUCCUCUUCGGUACUCCGCGAGAGAUGACAGUUGCAGAGAUCGAAGAUGUCGUGACGAAGCAUGCCGAAGCAGCCAAGUUCCUGAGCGAGAACGGAACUACACUACACGCUGCACAUGGAUAUCUGCUGAGCAUCUUCAUGGCCCCAAACACCAACAAACGUACAGACGAUUAUGGCGGUUCGGCAUUCAACCGCAUUCGUAUCGUUCUCGACAUUAUCAAAGCAAUCCGCGCUGUCGUUCCGUCUACUUUCACCGUCGGCAUCAAGCUCAACUCGGCGGACGUUGCACAGAAGAGCGAUAUCGAAGAGCUCAUGCAACAAAUCGAACACCUCAGGGCCACCGGCAUUGAUUUCCUCGAGAUUAGCGGUGGAUCGUAUGAGAACCCAAGGAUGAUGAAGGGUGACGAGCCUGCGCCGGGUGAGAAGCCAGUCUCAGAACGCACGGCAAAGCGUGAAGCCUUUUUCCUUGAUUUCGCGAGGAUAGUCAGGCAGAGGUUCCCUGAUGUGGUCCUGAUGGUCACAGGUGGUUUCCGCAGUUUGUCUGGUAUGCACGCAGCGCUCGAGGAGAAUGCCUGUGACUUGAUCGGUGUGGCGCGACCGGCUGCUGUGGAUGCGAACUGGGCAAACAAACUGUUGAAAGAGGAGGUCGCGGGUGGUGAUGUAGUCCUGAGGCUGGACGCUGUGAAGCCGAGUUGGUUGGUCAGCAAGAUUCCAAUCAAAGCCAUAGGGGCUGGAGCUGAGAGUGCUUUCUACUCGGAGCAGAUUGGUCGCAUCGGUAAAGGAUUGCCAACACGGGCACCCCCUACGACGUCAUGA